AUGAGGAAAGCAAUUCAUUCGGCUAAAGAGCCUGCUGUUGAGCCACCUAUCAUAGUAGAAUCGGAUUACAGCCCUGAUUCCUACUCCUCCUUCGGUGUAUCCUUUAACAAACGAAAGAUUCCGACCCCUUCUAUAAGCAAAAGCCCUAAGUCUCUCAACGAUUCAAGGGAAAGGAUGCGUUAUACCUGUUCUUUCAAAAAGGUAUACAGUUUUUGCUUUUAAUUUAACCCUUAAUCGGUAAUAAACUAACAAUUAAUAUUUGCAGACCGAUAUGACUAUACAGAGUAUUCGAUAACAAUUCCUUGAGGCGGAUAAUAAUGGCCUUAAAUUCAGCCCCGAACUUGUUUUAGAGGAUAAUCCAGAGAACGAUCCCUUCGAUAAUCGGUACUUAUCUGAAAAGAAAUAUACAACGAAAUCUUCUAUUCAAGGUCCUAUUCGAGAGCUUGUAGUAGUAAUGGAAAGCCCUGUAAAGUCUGGUGGAAUCGGAACGGAAGCCAAAGGUUCUGUUCGAUAUCGUGUUUGUGCAGUGGGUUUGAAGGAGGCGCUUGAUGGUGAGUAUUCUUUCAUCCUUGAUGUUGGAUGGUUUUGAUCUAGGAAUUUUGUUGACUAAAGAUGUUUUUAGAUACUUUCCGUAUGGUGAUAUCUGAUACCGAUGACGAUUUGGAUGAUACCGAGUCGUAUACGAGGAGUUCCAAAGCCUUUACCUCGAAAUCGAAAAUCCGAGUUACCUUUCAAAAAGGUGCUCCUUCAAAUUAG
Sclerotinia trifoliorum is the source of this 756-nucleotide messenger RNA. Lineage: Eukaryota; Fungi; Ascomycota; Leotiomycetes; Helotiales; Sclerotiniaceae. The record is from the annotation of a GenBank genome assembly.